UGCUGGGAGCGCUGCUAUGGCGUUUCUCAGACCCGCGGCUCCUCCUCACAAGCUCGAGGCGGAGGGAAGGAGGGGUAAGAGGAGGAGGCGCGCGGACGGCCGCCGCAGCUGCACACCCGGGGCCAGAGAAGGAGGCGGAGCGGGAGCCGCCGCAGCCACCUCGGCCGCCGCCGCCGCCCGCAGCCGCAGGGCUGCUGCGAGUCCUCUCCGGGCUUGAGGGCACGCGGGGCGCCCCGGCCAUGCCCCGCAUUGGUAGCUGAGCCGGGCGCGGGCCCCCUCCCUCCCGGCCGCGUCAGCCGCCGUGCCCCCGGGCUGCCCGCGGCCGGAGUGCCCGGCGCCUCCCGCGCGCCCCAGACCGCGAGCGCGAGCAGUCGCGGCCGCCGAGGCGCGGGUGGUGCCGGCGGCGGCGGCGGCGGGAGCGCGGGGCAGGAGGAGGCGGGGAAGAUGGACCCGGCGCCCUCGCUGGGCUGCAGCCUCAAGGAUGUGAAGUGGAGCUCGGUGGCCGUUCCGCUCGACCUGCUGGUCAGCACUUACCGGCUGCCCCAGAUCGCGCGGCUGGACAGCGGAGAAUGCAUUGAAGGGCUGCGGGAAAACGAAUACCUUCUGAUUCAUUCGUGCCGUCAGUGGACCACCAUCACUGCCCACAGCCUGGAGGAGGGACACUACGUCAUUGGGCCAAAGAUAGAGAUCCCAGUACAUUAUGCAGGGCAAUUCAAGCUGCUGGAACAAGACCGAGAUAUAAAGGAACCAGUGCAAUAUUUCAACAGUGUGGAGGAGGUGGCUAAAGCGUUUCCUGAACGCGUGUACGUCAUGGAGGAAAUAACAUUCAACGUGAAGGUUGCUUCAGGUGAAUGCAAUGAGGACACCGAAGUUUAUAAUAUCACCCUCUGUACUGGGGAUGAACUCACUCUCAUGGGGCAGGCAGAAAUCCUGUACGCAAAGACUUUCAAGGAAAAGUCACGACUCAACACAAUCUUCAAAAAGAUCGGCAAGCUCAACUCCAUCAGCAAGCUGGGGAAGGGCAAAAUGCCAUGCCUGAUCUGCAUGAAUCACCGGACCAAUGAAAGCAUUAGCCUGCCAUUCCAGUGCAAGGGCAGAUUUAGCACCCGGAGUCCCCUGGAACUUCAGAUGCAGGAGGGCGAGCACACCAUCCGCAACAUUGUGGAGAAAACCAGGCUCCCCGUGAACGUGACGGUGCCCAGCCCUCCACCCAGGAACCCCUAUGACCUCCACUUCAUCCGCGAGGGGCAUCGCUACAAGUUCGUGAACAUCCAGACCAAGACAGUGGUGGUUUGCUGUGUGCUACGGAACAACAAGAUCCUCCCCAUGCACUUCCCUUUGCACUUGACGGUCCCCAAGUUCAGCCUCCCAGAACACUUGGUAAAGGGAGACCCUGUGUGGCCCGAGACCCUGGUGCAUCACUGGCUGGGUAUCUGCCAAGAACAAUUCGACAUCGACGAGUAUUCCCGGGCUGUCCGAGAUGUGAAGACUGACUGGAAUGAGGACUGCAAGAGCCCCAGGAAGGGCCGGUGCUCUGGCCACAACCAUGUGCCCAAUUCUCUGAGCUAUGCCCGCGAUGAGCUCACCCAGUCCUUCCACCGGCUCUCCGUCUGCGUGUAUGGCAACAAUCUCCAUGGCAACAGUGAGGUGAACCUCCACGGCUGCAGGGACCUGGGAGGGGAGUGGGCGCCCUUCCCUCACGACAUCUUGCCCUAUCAGGACCUGGGGGACAGUGGGAGCGACUACCUGUUCCCGGAAGCUGGUGAAGAAUCGGCGGGCGUCCUGGGGAAGUCGGAGCUUCCUUACGAAGAGCUCUGGCUGGAGGACGGCAAGGCCAGCCAUCAGCCUCUCACGCGUUCCCUGAGCGAGAAGAGCAGAUGCGAUCAGUCCAGAGGUUCCGUCCGGUCCAAAUGUGCAACCUCUCCUCUGCCUGUGCCCGGAACUCUGGGAGCAGCCAUGAAGUCUUCAGAGAUCGCCCUACCUCCACCUCCAGUGCCUCCCAAAUCUGAAGCCGUCAGGGAAGAGUGCCGGCUCCUGAACGCCCCUCCUGUUCCGCCCCGAAGCGCAAAGCCUUUGUCCACAAGCCCCUCCGUCCCUCCUCGCACAGCCAAGCCAGCGCGGCAGCAGACUCGCUCUCCCAGCCCCACCUUGUCCUACUAUUCUUCAGGGCUGCACGACAUCAGCGUUCCUAAAAGUGACACGAGUCCUCCCGAAAGUGCUCCUGUGUCCUGCUAUCCCUGUAACCGUGUGAAAACGGAUUCCGUGGACCUCAAGUCCCCGAUGGGAAGUCCCUCUGCUGACACGCUCUCCUCCAGGCUCUCGUGGCCCAACCAUUACUCGGGAGCGGCGGAGAGCCAGACCAGGAGUGACUUCCUGCUGGGUCCCAGCAGAAGCUACAGUUACCCCAGACAGAAGACGCCAGGCACACCAAAGAGAAACUGCCCAGCACCCUUUGAUUUGGACGGCCUCGAGCUCUCGGCCAGUCCCCCCGGCUCUGUCACUUCAGAAUUCAGCGGCAGCAUCUCCGCCUGUCCUAAGUCAGCCAGCUAUUCUGUGGAGAGCACAGACGAGAAAAUUCUGGCUGCUGACACGACCAAGCAGAGUAUUUCGUGCCCUGCCUUACCCCCCAGGGCUCCCAAACCAGUGGAAGAGAAAACCGCCUCGGACACUUCUCCUUUGCCUCUGAAAAUUGAUGGUGCUGAGGAAGACCCCAAGUCAGGGUCACCGGACCUCUCUGAGGACCAGUACUUUGUUAAAAAGGGCAUGCAGGACAUCUUCUCCGUCGCCUACCCUUUCGCAUCUCCGCUCCACCUCCAGCUGGCCCCCAGGUCCUGUGGCGAUGGCUCCCCGUGGCAGCCGCCCGCUGACCUGUCGGGACUCUCCAUAGAAGAAGUGGCCAAGUCGUUACGGUUUAUUGGUUUGUCUGAAGAUGUCAUAUCAUUCUUCGUUACUGAGAAGAUCGACGGGAAUUUGCUCGUUCAGCUGACCGAAGAAAUCCUCUCGGAGGAUUUCAAAUUGAGCAAACUGCAGGUGAAGAAAAUAAUGCAAUUCAUUAAUGGCUGGAGGCCCAAAAUAUAGCCAAAUAACCCCAGCUAGCAUUGAACAAAACGAACAAAUGUGUGUGCUAGAAGGGGUGGGCUGGGACACAAUUCCAUGUUUUUUGCACUAAAAACCUUCUCUGUAAAUAGGGAUAAGAGAAACUCUUACUAUGCAGAUUACGUUUUUGAAUGGUGAACAGGCUAUUUUGUACAUCAAUAAAAACGCUGUACAGAACA
Molecule: messenger RNA, 3275 nt
Organism: Lutra lutra (Eurasian river otter)
Lineage: Eukaryota; Metazoa; Chordata; Mammalia; Carnivora; Mustelidae
Gene: GAREM1
Product: GRB2 associated regulator of MAPK1 subtype 1
Exons: 6
Coding region: 445-3078 (877 amino acids)
Biological process (GO): cellular response to epidermal growth factor stimulus; epidermal growth factor receptor signaling pathway
Molecular function (GO): proline-rich region binding
Source: RefSeq, a predicted model, not a curated record